Molecule: messenger RNA, 703 nt
Organism: Cicer arietinum (chickpea)
Lineage: Eukaryota; Viridiplantae; Streptophyta; Magnoliopsida; Fabales; Fabaceae
Product: cycloartenol synthase-like
Biological process (GO): triterpenoid biosynthetic process
Cellular component (GO): lipid droplet
Molecular function (GO): intramolecular transferase activity
Source: RefSeq, a predicted model, not a curated record
UUAUCAUCAGAGGGUGAUGAAGAGUUGGUACGAAGUGUGAAUAAGCAUAUUGGAAGACAGUUUUGGGAGUUUGAUCCAAAUCUUGGAACUCAACAAGAGCGUGCUCAAGUAGAACAAGCUCGCAAUGAAUUUCACCAUAAUCGCUUUAUUACUAACACCAUUUCUGAUCUCCUAAUGAGAUUCCAGUUUGAGAGGGAAAAGGGUUUAAAGAUGAAAGAUAGUGAUUAUAAGGUGAAAAUGAAGAAGGAAGAAGAAGUAACAGAGGAAGUUGUGGAAAUGACACUAAAAAGAGCAUUGAGAAAUGUGUCAAUGAUGCAGGCUGAUGAUGGUUUCUGGCCCGGUGACUAUGGCGGACCUCUGUUUCUUAUGCCUUCUUUGGUGAUAGGAUUAUGGGUGACUGGUGCCCUUAAUGCAGUUUUAUCGCCCGACCAUCAAACCGAAAUGCGACGCUAUCUCUUUAAUCACCAAAACAAAGAUGGAGGCUGGGGAUUGCAUAUAGCAGGGCCCAGCACAAUGUUUGGCACAGCUCUGAGUUAUGUGACCUUGAGAUUGCUUGGAGAAGAAAUGGACGGUGGAAAUGGGAGCAUGCAGAAAGCAAGAAGGUGGAUUCUAGAUCGUGGGGGUGCCACUUCUAUUCCUUCAUGGGGAAAACUCUGGCUCUCCGUAAGUGUGUGUAUAAUCAAAUCAUACAAUUAAGUUUAUA